Messenger RNA from Kalmanozyma brasiliensis GHG001, 1575 nucleotides. RefSeq names its product Type I phosphodiesterase/nucleotide pyrophosphatase/phosphate transferase. Bases 1 to 1575 code for a protein of 524 amino acids. The record is from RefSeq and is a predicted model, not a curated record. Lineage: Eukaryota; Fungi; Basidiomycota; Ustilaginomycetes; Ustilaginales. Gene Ontology annotation, molecular function: ribonucleoside triphosphate phosphatase activity; nucleoside triphosphate diphosphatase activity. Gene Ontology annotation, biological process: nucleoside triphosphate metabolic process. The transcript has a single exon.
AUGAGCGCCGCCAGCGGUGAAGUCGAGAAGCCUAGUCGCUCGGGACGGCAAGCGGCGUCCAGUGCCUCUCCUCGUCGACAAGUAGCCGUGGACGCAACGACGCCGCUGCUGCAUCGAUCUGGUCCAACCCCGACGUCGCUGCCGCACACACGACGGUCAUCCUUCCUGUGCCGUCUCCUGCUCGCCAUCCUCGUCCUCGGUGUCAUCCUUAGCAUCGCCAACAGCUUCCUACCCCUCACUCCUCACCGAUCCCCAGACGACGAUGCCACCUCCCUCCUACCCAACGCAACCCUCACCAACGGCACCCACACCUUCCGCCGCACCGUCAUCCUCAUCUCCCUCGACGGCGCCAAGCCCUCCUAUCUAACCCCCUCGCUCACACCCCACCUUUCCGCACUGGGCGCCUCCACCGCUCGCUCCCGAUUGACGCGAUUGCAACCGAUCUUCCCCACACUCACCUUCCCCAACCACUGGACGCUGCUCACCGGCCUCUACGCGAGCUCGCACGGCAUCGUCGCCAACGACUUCCACGAUGUGCGCUCGGGAGAACAGUUCUACUACACGCGACCGGACCGCUCGUGGGAUGGGAAGUGGUGGAGGGGCGAACCCGUCUGGGCUACCGUGCAGAGGGCUGGCGUGCGCAGCGCCGUGCUCAUGUGGCCUGGUCCACCCGUCACUGCGAACGGUGACAGACCGAGGUGGUUCCAGAAAUACGAGAGUGGUCCGCAAUGGGAUCUCACAGGCAGGCUGCGGCAGGUGAUGACGUGGUUGGACGUGGAAGAGGUGAACGAGAGACCAGGGCUCAUCUGCGCAUACGUGCCGGACAUCGAUCAGGCCGCACACCGAUUCGGACCUGAAUCGAAGGAGGCGCUGCAGGCGGUGAGUCGCGUGGAUGAUUUUAUCGGAGACCUUGAAAAGCAGCUAGAGAAGCGGUCGUUGGGAGAGGUGGUAGACGUCGUCGUGGUGAGCGAUCACGGCAUGACCACGACGAGCAACGAGAGGUUGAUCUACCUCGACGAGCUGUUGGGGUCUGAGCUGCAUGGGAAGUUGGAGCAUCGAGACGGCUGGCCGUCGGCAGGGUUGCGAUUCAAAGGCUCAGAAGCAGAACAGCAGCGACUGGUCGAGCAGGCGUACAAGCGUCUGUCGUCGCUCAAGAGCAGGCAGAAGCGAGGAUGGAGGAUAUACACCCGCGAGGAUCUGCCGGAGCGAUACCAUCUGGCAGCAGCACAGGUCCAAGAUCGACUAGCCCCACUGUGGCUCAUCCCCGAUCUCGGAUGGAGCAUCACUACGCACGCCGAAAUGGCCACCUUUGCCGACGGCGUCUACGCCCCCAGAGGCAACCACGGUUACGAUAACGAGGAGGAGGAUAUGCACGCGAUCUUCGUCGCUUCCGGACCGUCGUUCGCUCCUCGCUCCCAGCGCAAAGCAGGCAGUGGCAAGCAGAACAUGGACGCGUUUGCCAAUGUCGAAGUGCACAACUUGAUAUCGCGCAUCCUGGGCGUGCCGCAGAGCAAACGGGCUCCAACCAAUGGCACAUGGACUUUUUGGGAUAGACAUCUUCGAGCUGGUCUCUAG